This is a messenger RNA of Octodon degus (degu), 4379 nucleotides long. RefSeq names its product family with sequence similarity 168 member A (gene Fam168a). NCBI's taxonomy places the organism in Eukaryota, Metazoa, Chordata, Mammalia, Rodentia, Octodontidae. Gene Ontology annotation, biological process: positive regulation of base-excision repair. The transcript is spliced from 9 exons. The coding region runs from base 278 to 1012 and encodes 244 amino acids. The record is from RefSeq and is a predicted model, not a curated record.
CCCUCCGCCUCCUCCUCCUCCCUUGCCCGCAGCGGAGAGUCCCCUCCCCCCACCCGUCGGGCUCCUCGGCGGCUACUGCAGAGGAUUCAGAGCCGAGUCGCUGAGGAGGAGGAGGAGGAGGCUUCUGUCCCUGCGCGCCAUCCGCCACUCUACUGGACACGGGCGAGGAAGCGAGAGCGUCCCCGCUGUAGCCUCCAGAGAAGACAAGGGCAUCGCUGCUUCAGCCGCCACCGCCGCUUUCGCGUGCAGCCGCUCACCGGAUCCUCAGUCUUCCACAAUGAACCCUGUUUACAGCCCCGUGCAGCCUGGGGCUCCUUAUGGCAACCCUAAGAACAUGGCCUACACGGGUUACCCCACAGCCUACCCGGCAGCUGCCCCUGCCUACAAUCCAAGCCUGUACCCAACCAAUAAUCCCAGUUAUGCUCCAGAAUUUCAGUUCCUGCAUUCAGCUUAUGCCACCCUGCUGAUGAAACAGGCCUGGCCACAGAACUCGUCUUCCUGUGGCACUGAAGGCACCUUCCACCUCCCAGUGGACACCGGGACCGAGAACCGAACUUACCAAGCAUCCUCUGCGGCUUUCAGAUAUACUGCGGGGACACCGUACAAAGUCCCACCAACCCAGAGUAAUACUGCUCCACCCCCCUACUCCCCAUCACCCAACCCCUAUCAGACGGCCAUGUAUCCAAUCAGAAGUGCCUACCCCCAGCAGAACCUGUAUGCCCAGGGAGCCUACUACACACAGCCGGUGUACGCUGCUCAGCCUCAUGUCAUCCACCAUACCACGGUUGUCCAGCCCAACAGCAUUCCCUCUGCCAUCUAUCCGGCUCCUGUUGCUGCCCCUAGGACCAACGGUGUAGCCAUGGGCAUGGUCGCAGGCACCACCAUGGCAAUGUCAGCAGGUACCCUGCUGACUACACCCCAGCACACUGCGAUCGGGGCACACCCCGUCUCCAUGCCAACAUACAGGGCCCAAGGAACCCCUGCAUACAGCUACGUGCCCCCGCACUGGUAAAGCCUACAGCCCAUCCAGAUCUGGAGUCACACAUUGUAUGCAACUACUCAAGUCUUACACCGGUGCUGGAGCAGCUCCCUAGCAGCACCACCUCUAUUUGCAAGAAGAGAACGGAAGUGCAAGGGUCACUUUAUGCAUCUUUAAUGGUUUUGGUUUUUAUUUUUGGUUUUUGUAAAAGCUGCUUUUUCUAAUCUCCUGCCUCUCCCCCAUUGCCUCCUCUUAGUUGCUUCCCUUCCAGCUCUACCCAUUCCUCCUCCCUGACCAGGCCACACUCCCCCACACCUCUUUUCUUCCCCAAGUGUCCUGUCCUCAGGAUCCCAGUCUAGUGGCAGAGAGUGGGUUUGUUGCAUUGGUUCAACUGAAGUCCAAGCUUUACUGGAAAACCAUAAACAGAUGUGGCCCUCAGGUCUGGAGUAAGAGCUAUUGAAAAGGCCACAUCUCUGAGUAGUUGUUCUUUUUCUGGUUUUUCUUAAGCAAGAUAGUUCAGGAUAUUAUUAUGUCCUGACAAAAAUGAAAUCAUGAAAUGUCUUCUGAGAACCAUCGCAACAGACCAAAAAUAAAACCAUCUGAUUAUGUAGGGCUGUAUUAGCAGCUUCAUACCCCAGGCUGAGAACCUGGGAAACUAGUCUUUGGGAGAAUUGGGGUGGGGGUGGGGGGAACACUGUGGGGAAGGAGAGAGAAGAAGGCAAAAGAGGUCCUUGCCCUAAUGGCUUUGGUUGGAAAGGUCUGGCUGUGGAGUUUGGGCCUGGACCUUCUGAUUUGCACAGUGAUGUUAACUGACCUGGCACUUCCUCAAAAGGUGAUUUUGACCUCAGACCUGCCAAGCAGCUGCAGGGUAGUGGGCCCUCAGUGUCCCCAGGCCUCUGAAGGCCAGGUGCCCUAUAUAAUUCAGACCUCGGCCUCUGAGCCUUCAUGUACCCACUCUGAUGAGGAAUUUCCUCCUGAUUAGAGUGGGACCCUUUAACAUUUCUUUCCCAUUCCCUUCUUCUAGUGCCAGGGUUCACCCAUCUGUGUCUGUCUGUGGGGCUGACAGGCAGGCCAAGCUCUUGGUUAUCUUGUGCCAUUCACGGCCAAAGUGAAGGAACCACAUUCCAGGUGGGUGCUGGCAGCUUUGAAGGUCAGGAUAGUGAAGGAAAAGCAAUAGCAAUAAACAUUUCAUAGACUCGUGGUACUGAAGGGACCUUAGCAAUCAUCUCAUCCAUUUCCCUAUUUGACACAUGAGGAAAGUGAGGCCGAGAGAAUAGACUUCUUUAGAUCUCACAGUAAAUUAGCAUUAAAUGCAGCCUUCCUACCUAGUGGCACGUUGCCUACAAAAAUGUACCUAGGAAUGGAUUGGCUUGGUUUUAUAAAAAUUAAGUCAUCAGCGCCCACACCUGGUGAGCUCUGGAAUGAUCUGUGGGCUGUUCUUUGUGCUCCCCGCCCCAUGGACUGCUAAGGUGAUGGAGGUUGAAGAUGGGGCAGAGGCCGUGUGGGGGCAGAUGGCAACAACAGAAAUUGCAAAUGAAGAACUAGCAUUUGGAAAUUCUGUGAAGACAUCUGGAACUUCAUCCUUUACCUGGCUCCACCCCUAGGAAAAGGAGCAGGUGGGCUGGCGGAAAAGGAGAGGCCCUGCUUUUAGGACAGUAGCCCCUCGUCCUGAGAAGAGAAGAGUGGGAAGCAUCAGGAGAGGAGCACGAGGGUGAGGCCCAGCAGACAUGGGCUCAUCUUGGAGAAGAGGGACCCCUGGACACAAAGGCCCUUGCUAGCCUUAGCCAGGAGCCUGAAUUACCUGGCAUUUAGCUGGGCCAGCAGCCCCUCUGGGGUGGGGCAAGAACAUUUUACUGUACAAAAUGGGAUCACUGACAACAUUUGAGACUUUUAAAUAAUGAUCUUCAUUUUAAAUUCAUGUAAACUUGGACAUGCCUUCCCCCUACCUCUCCCUAAUUGAAGAAAAACAUCUGGAAACCCUUGGGCAAAAGGACUUGGCUGUACCCAGGAGGUCCAAACCCAUCCACAUCCUUGGCCCAGAAUUGGAAGUUAGAGAGCCCACCUUCUAGGAAACUGUAGAAUCAGUAAGAGAAAACCCAGAUGCCCUGAGUGGUUUUUGGAGUGCUGGUGAGGUUUCAUUUUAAAAUAACAAAGUUGGUCAGUGUUAAUACAUUCAUUUGCAAAUACCUCUUCCCACUCUCUUUGAUUUUGUGAAGGUGGGCGAAGGCUGUUCUAGAUCAUAUCAUAUGUGUUUGAAGAUGCCAAAACGAUAAUGGUGAUGAUAAUAAUAAUAGGAAACCUUUACAUUUGUCAGGUGCUUCAUAGAUUGAAAGCACUUCACAGCCUACAAUUUACUGAGCCUGAAGGAGAGAAACAGGAUCAGUUAAUCCACUCAUUUGACAAGUGUGGAAACAGGCUCCAGAGGGAAAGGGUGAGCUGAAGGCUGGGAUCUUAACAGACUUCCUGCACCCUGCCGCCUCCAAGUGGAACAGAAAAGAGGAAAAAAAGAGAGUGACCUAGGAAUGACCUUGUAACUGCUAUUCUUCCUACACCAGUAAAUAAAAACCAACAUCAGUACCUCAUGGUUCACAGAGCAGUUUAACAUACAUGAUAUGACUUAACCCUGGGAAAUGGAGAUUAUGCCUAUCAUUUGAUCCAUGAGGAAUGCCAAGGCUCAGAAAAGUGGUGACUUGCUAAAUAAGCCACAGAGCCACUUGAAGGCCCAGGUUUCCUGCUGUCCCUUUUCCUCCAGUCUGACCCUCACACAAGCUCAUGUACUUAAGCAUCUAUGCCCUAUACCAAGUCUUAAUCCCUAGUCCCUCAAGAUCAAAGUGAGGCCCCAGGUGAAGGUAAGGCACUGCGAGGCUGUGGCCUGCAGCAGCCAGGUCUAGGAUUUUUUUCAUUGUGAGCAUUGGUGGCCCAGUUCAGCUUGCCUCGCCCUCUUUGUCCUGAUUCAGAUCCACAAACCCAUCCAGGCUUGGGGAGUCGCUGCAAAUGAACUGAGCCUGGAGAAUAAGGCAGUGUGCCCAGGCAGGUCACAGGAAGAAGGUUCUGUUGGUAUCAUCCUGGGAUUCUGGAUGGCCCAGUGAUCAAGGUGGAUGGAAGGUCAGAGCCAGAAUAUCCAUGUCAUAUUAGGAAGAUGGGCAAAUCAGAGAGGACAAAGGACAGGCUACAAGAUGUAGCUGCAGUUCUAGCAACUGCAUACCCCCACUCCUUCCCAUGCCACUGCUUCUCCCCAGAUCAACACCUUGGUGGCCAGGGCUCAGGAUGAAAGUGGUUCCAUGCACCUUUUGGCUUCUGUCACUCCUGCCUGACUCUUCACCAGCCUUCAACUCAGAAGUUUGGAAGCUGGAUUACCUACAAGUAGUGAAAGCCUGAAACAUAAUCUUUGCCACACUUU